UUCCCUGCCUUCUUCCCUUCGUCCACUGCGAUUCUUCUUGCGAUUUUAAAUCCACCGGCCUUGACCUCGUCGUCACGGGAUCUCUCGUUUCCGUCACCAGAGAUUCUGAGGGAUCAUCGUUAUUCAAGUCGCAUCAAUCGUCGAUUUUCGCCCUUAUUUCUUGUGUUUAUGUGAGGCGACGUCAAAGAUCCAUUUCUUUUUUCUCCUUCAUUUCUUUUGAUUUCCCUUCAAAUUGCUCAAAUUUACGGAAAAAUUAGAUUUUUUUCACAGUCUCCUGUUCGGUAGAUGUCUUUCGAGGUUAACUGAAGCCUCCUUGAUUGCUUACCGAAUGCGAUAAUGAAAAAUCAGUCAUUUGGAUCAGGAAGUCCAGUAUCGUUUCAUCCUUACACCAGAGGUGAGUUCGAUUUGGAGUCGGGGAACUCCUGGAAGAGUUUGCGUAAACCCAAGAAUCCUCCUUUUGUCGAUCCCAUCAGGAUGAUUAAGUCUGUCUCAAAUCGCAUUCGCUACUUCUACAAGCUUCACCCCGUUGCAGUCUUUCUUUCCUCCUUGGUCUUUGGUGUCACUGUUCUGGUAGUGCUUUCUUUGUAUGAAAGGAAAUUUCAAAUAGUGGGUUUCCGGAGAAGUGAUGACCUGGCUUUGAGCUCAGGCUCUUAUCCAUUUCCAAAUCUUCACAAUCUCGUGAUGGUUGCUGGACAUUCAAUUUACACGAGCACCAGAUGUGGUAAGUUUGACAAUGAAGAUUCUUGGUACCUAGAGCCCUAUCAGAAGAACCCGGGGCAGGCUGCUACAUUCUUAGCACACAUACAAGUGGGUGUUGAGAGUGCAGCAAAGGAUGAGGGAGCACUUCUUCUAUUUAGUGGUGGGGAAACCCGAAAGGAUGGUGGCCCUCGCAGUGAAGCACAGAGUUAUUGGUUUGUUGCAGAGUCUGAAGGCUGGUUUGGACACACAGAUAGUAUCAGGAGUAGAGCGCUCACAGAGGAGCAUGCACGGGAUAGCUUUGAGAACCUUCUUUUUAGUGUUUGUCGCUUUCGUGAGCUGACAGGCUCUUACCCUCGGAAUAUUACUGUCAUAAGCUAUGAUUUCAAGAGAGAAAGAUUUGCACAGUUGCACCGGCCAGCGAUAGGCUUUCCCGAAGGGAGUUUCUUCUAUAUCGGUACACCUGCCACUCCAGGUGCACAGGAGGCUGCGGAGAAAGGUGAAGCUCUCGCAAUGGCUCAGUUUCAGGAAGACCCAUACGGAUGUUUUGGUACACUUCACAGGAAGAGACUAACCCGAGAUCCUUUUCACCGGUUCGUUCCUUACCCCAACGGAUGCCCUGAAUUAAAAGGUUUGUUCAGCUACUGUGGUCCAGCUCCAUUUCCGGGGUGGCUUCCCUGGACCAGGUAGUUUCAUUACUCGACAUCGUGUUGCUAUCCUUUUCAAUGGAGAUAAAACAACACAAAUCUUAAGUUCUAGAUUGAUUGAAGCA
Molecule: messenger RNA, 1468 nt
Organism: Zingiber officinale
Lineage: Eukaryota; Viridiplantae; Streptophyta; Magnoliopsida; Zingiberales; Zingiberaceae
Exons: 3
Coding region: 337-1386 (349 amino acids)
Cellular component (GO): cytoplasm
Source: RefSeq, a predicted model, not a curated record